Funneliformis caledonium is the source of this 1442-nucleotide messenger RNA. The record is from the annotation of a GenBank genome assembly. Lineage: Eukaryota; Fungi; Glomeromycota; Glomeromycetes; Glomerales; Glomeraceae.
AAAUGAGUAAUAAAGUUUCUAUCGAAAUUCCACCUCAAUAUGACGAGACCCCACAUAAAGGUAGUCCUGUUAGUAUGAUGAAAUUCUCCCCCGAUGGAAAAUAUCUUGUUACUUACAGUGAAGUCAACGAGAAAUUUGUCUGUUGGAAUGUUGGAAGUAUUAAAGAUGUAUUAGAAAGCAAAUGCGUAAAAGCAAGCCAAUUUUUAAAAAGUUGCGAGAAUGAAUUGAAUAAAAGUAUUAUCCAUAUGUGUAUCUCUAAUGAAAUGAUAUUAGCUUAUAUUGAUGAUGAAUAUGACAUUAAAAUCAUCGAUAUGAAUGAACCAUUUCAAGAAAUCAAAUUGUAUUUUGAAUUUGAUGAAAUGAAGGUAGAAUUUUGUAACUUCAACGAACAAGGACAACUGAUAUUAUUUUGUUCUGUCAGUACAAACACUAGAUUUGAAUAUAUAAAUAUUGUUUGUGUUUAUUUAAUCAUAAAACAAAGCAAAAAUACCAAGUGUCGAAAGUUUUACAAGAUACCUAAAGAAGCGGAGAUUAACAUUGAAGAUAUUAGAAUAUCAAAUGAUCAAGAUUAUACUUGCCUGAAAAUGGAUGAUGAGAAAAUUAUUAUUCAUUCAGAUAAACUGGGAAUUUCUAAGUCAUUGGAUUUGAAUGAUGAACAAUUGAAAAGUUUUAUGAUACAUCAUCAACAUUUGUCAUAUUUUUUAUUUGAUGAUCGUUUGAUUUGGAAUCCUGACAUUAAAGGCUAUAAUAUUGAAUCAGAAAUUUAUAAAUUUGUAAAUGUAGACAAAUUUCACUUGGUAUCAUCAGCGGUAUUAAAAAAAGAGGAGCCUAUAGAACUUGAUGAAUUAUCUGAAUUAUCUCAAGAACAAAUUGAUUUGUUUAAUAAGUAUGAAUUAGAUAAAGGUUCUAUUAUAUGGAAAAUUAAAAUUGAAGGAUUAGAGAAUCAGAAGUUUAAAAUCGAUGAAGCUCUGAAUAUUGAUACGGAAAAUUUUAUUGAAAAGAUUUCUGAUAUUAAAAUUAAAAAAAAUGAGAAUGAUGUUGAAAGCCGAAUAAAAAUAUACAAAAAUUCAAUCAAAGACUAUAUUAUUAAAAUGAAAAGUAUAAUUAAACUAGAUAUUAAAUCUGAUGAAGCUUUAACGUUGGAUUUUAUUGAACUGCUAACUAAAAUUGAAAAAGAAGAGAAAGAUCAUAAAAAAUGGAAAAGCAGAAUCGAAAAAUUAACGAAGGAAUUUACUAAACGUAUAACAAAGGUUAAAAAUUUAGCAGAAAGUUCUUAUAAUAUUAAUAUUGAAGAAAAUUAUUUGUCUUUUAGCAAAGAUUUCAUUCGUUUAUUUGGCGCAGAAAAAUAUUUAAGUCACGCAAAUAAAUCAAGAAAAACAGAUGACAAAAAAGUCCAAAAAAUCAAGUUUCUUGCUCAUAAAUCAAUAAAUAAGAAUAAUAUA